UCCACCCAUCUCGCAGAAUCUCUCUCCUUCUUCCUCCUCAGCCCUCAGUUUCAGGUCCCCAAAACAAGUUUUAAAAGCCACUUUUCUUCGUUACCAGAUGCGUUAGACAUGGGCUCUUUCAAGCCCCUAACCACACCAUUUUCUUCUUCCUCCUCCCUUUUCCUUACAACACUCUACCUGCUUAUACCCUUGUUCGCAGCAUCUGAUCAUGAUCCUUCCACCAACACCCCGCCUCCCCCUCCCGCCGAUGCAUUUAUCCACACCACACCCGCAACCACCACCAACCUGUUUCUGUCUUCACCGCCGCCUCCUCGAUCGCUGGUCAAGCCCAGCAUAGCCGUCAUAGUCGCCGUUUUAACUACUAUGUUCUCCAUCAUCUUUUUCAUGCUCCUCUAUUUAAGGCACUGUAAGCAAUCAAGCGAUGACUCUUACGGCCCGAGUCCAUACGACUCGUUAAGCGGAGGUGGGGGAAUCAGCGGGCGAAGGAACUCUGGGAUCGACAGAGCGGUGGUCGAGUCGCUGCCGGUUUUCCGCUUCGGUUCGCUGAGAGGCCAGAAGGAAGGACUCGAAUGCGCGGUAUGUCUCGGCCGGUUCGAACCGAAUGAGGUACUCCGAUUACUCCCUAAGUGCAAGCACGCCUUCCACGUUGAGUGCGUCGAUAUCUGGCUCGACGGCCAUUCCACCUGCCCGCUCUGCCGCUACCGAGUCGACCCGGAAGACGUCCUCUUGGUCGAGGAUUCCACGUUUUUGCGGAAUAAUACGGAAGAUGAUCCCGGUUCGGAAACCUCGGAAAACCGGAGGAGCGGCGCCGGCUCAUCGACGAUAACUCGGGCUGAAUCGUGGUUACGUCGUGUUUCGGGGCGGCACUCAUCGGCCGGGGAGAGAACGAGCAACAGUUUGUUGCAAAUCAAACUGCACAGACACAACGACUCAGGUUCGGGUCCUGGUUCUGCAUCCUGUCGUGAUCCGACGUCGUUUAGGAUGUCGUUGGACAGUUCCUCAUCAGCCGCUAGAAAGAAGACAGAAUCCGUAGCCGUAGGGUGCUUUGACCGUUCCAUUCGAAAAGACGGUCUUCUGUUGACUGAUGGAUUGAUGGCCGAUAGAAAAAGCUUCGAACGCAGGUUCGAACAUAGGAUCAUUGUCUCCGUCGGCAACAAUAACGGAUCCGGGGGGCCCCAUUUCCACCACCAAUACCAGAGAUGGAGCGACGUACAGCCGUCAGAUCUGCUCUAUCUACGGUCAGAAAUGAUAAUCAGCGAGAGCCGUAGAUUCUCGCUGGAGUCCUCAUCACGGCCGUCAGCUAAGAAGCAGCAGCUGCUGCAGCAGCAAAAGAUGCUGCUGCCAUUGUACGUGAUCAACAGAGAAGGGCAACAGUCACAGCGCAGUGAUGACGGGAAUGGCAGAAAGGUAAUUAACUCGAGAAGUGUGUCGGAAAUCACGGGCUUAAGCAGGUUUUCCAGCAGAGGGAGUAAUAACAGCCAUCACCAUCAUCGACAACGACAAGCCGGGGUCGUUUCGAGAUGGCUGGCUUGGAUUUCUUCUCAGUCACAUCCUGGUGUACUGAGCCAGCGUACUACUACUACCCCUUCCAUUUUAGUCUAACCCCAAUUUUUUGUUAUAAUUAUAAAUUAUACCCAAAAGGAUAAAAAUCAGUUCAGAAAUCAGACCCAGAGCAGUGAUAUUCAAUUUUUUUUUUCUUUUUUCUUUUUUCGUUUCAGUGGUUAAAUUAUUACCAUUUAGGAUCUAGACGCACGGAUGUAAGAACGGUUAUUCACAUUCUUUUUCUCCAUUAGAGAAAGAUAU
This is a messenger RNA of Carica papaya (papaya), 1803 nucleotides long. It is a transcript of the gene ATL43, whose product is annotated as RING/U-box superfamily protein. The record is from RefSeq and is a predicted model, not a curated record. Lineage: Eukaryota; Viridiplantae; Streptophyta; Magnoliopsida; Brassicales; Caricaceae.